CCCUCGCCUGCCUGCGGUCAGUCUGUCUGAAGGCGAUGGAGCGCUUCGAGCCGUUGGCCGUGCUUUCCUGUGAAGAGGCGUCCUGCUCCUCCUGGGGAGCCUGCGGUGCAAGUAAAAAUUUACCUACCAUGACAACAGAAUCUUUGGAAAUCGAUGAUGGAUUAUACAGUCGUCAGAGAUAUGUUCUUGGUGACACGGCAAUGCAGAAGAUGGCCAAGUCCUGUGUCUUCUUAAGUGGUAUGGGUGGUCUUGGAGUAGAAAUUGCAAAGAAUCUUGUUCUUGCAGGGAUUAAGGCGCUGACAAUUCAUGAUACAAAAAAAUGCCAAGCAUGGGAUCUAGGGACCAAUUUCUUCUUGUGUGAAGAUGAUGUUGUUAAUCAGAGAAACAGGGCUGAAGCUGUACUUCAUCGUAUUGCAGAACUAAAUCCAUAUGUUCAGGUCUCAUCAUCCUCUGCCCCUCUUGAUGAAACCACAGACCUCUCUUUUUUAGAAAAAUAUCAGUGUGUAGUAUUGACUGAAGUAAAACUGACAUUACAAAAGAAGAUCAACAAUUUUUGCCAUUCUCAUUGCCCUCCAAUUAAGUUCAUUAGUACAGAUGUACAUGGAAUUUGGUCCAGGCUAUUUUGUGAUUUUGGUGAUGAAUUUGAAGUUUCAGAUACAACAGGAGAAGAACCAAAAGAAAUUUUCAUUUCAGACAUAACGCAAGCUAAUCCAGGUAUUGUCACUUGCCUUGAAAGUCAUCCUCACAAGCUUGAGACAGGACAGUUCCUUACAUUUCGAGAAAUUCAUGGAAUGACAGGCUUAAAUGGAUCUGUACAACAGAUAACUGUCAUAUCACCAUUUUCCUUCAGCAUUGGUGAUACUACAGAACUGGACCCAUAUUUACAUGGAGGCAUAGCUGUGCAGGUGAAGACUCCUAAAACAUUCUGCUUUGAACCCCUGGAGAGCCAGAUAAAACAUCCAAGGUGCCUUAUUGCAGAUUUUAGCAAACCUGAGGCACCUUUAGAGAUUCACGUAUCUAUGCUUGCCUUGGACCAGUUUCAGGAGAACUACAACCGUAAGCCAAAUAUCAGAUGUCAGCAGGAUUCAGAUGAACUGUUGAAGCUAACAGUAUCUAUAAAUGAAACCUUGGAAGAGAAGCCUGAAGUGAAUGCUGACAUUGUGCACUGGCUUUCGUGGACUGCCCAAGGCUUUUUACCCCCACUUGCUGCAGCAGUUGGGGGUGUUGCUAGCCAAGAAGUCUUAAAAGCUGUGACCGGCAAGUUUUCUCCUUUGUGUCAAUGGUUGUACCUUGAAGCAGCAGAUACUGUGGAAUCCCUAGGCAAUCCUGGGCACGAAGAGUUUCUCCCACGAGGAGAUAGAUAUGAUGCCUUACGUGCCUGCAUUGGAAAUACAUUGUGUCAGAAGCUACAAAAUUUGAAUAUCUUCUUAGUAGGAUGUGGCGCCAUAGGCUGUGAAAUGUUAAAAAAUUUUGCAUUACUUGGUGUUGGUACAGGCAGAGAGAAAGGAAUGGUAACAGUUACAGAUCCUGACUUGAUAGAAAAAUCCAACUUAAACAGACAGUUCCUGUUUCGUCCUCAUCACAUACAGAAACCUAAAAGCUAUACUGCUGCUGAAGCAACUCUGAAAAUAAAUCCUCAAUUAAAAAUAGAUGCACACCUGAACAAAGUUUGUCCAGCCACUGAGAGUAUAUACAGUGAUGAAUUUUACACUAAGCAAGAUAUCAUUAUUACAGCUCUAGAUAAUGUGGAAGCCAGGAGAUAUGUAGACAGUCGCUGUUUAGCAAAUCUACGGCCUCUCUUAGAUUCUGGAACAAUGGGCACCAAGGGACACACUGAAAUUAUUGUACCUCAAUUAACUGAAUCUUAUAAUAGUCACCGAGACCCCCCAGAAGAGGAAAUACCGUUUUGCACUCUAAAGUCCUUUCCAGCAGCUGUUGAACAUACUAUCCAGUGGGCAAGAGACAAGUUUGAAAGUUCCUUCUCCCACAAGCCUUCACUGUUUAACAAAUUUUGGCAAGCAUAUCCUUCUGCAGAAGAUGUCUUACAGAAGAUACAAAAUGGACAAAGUCUAGAAGGCUGUUUUCAAGUUAUUAAGUUACUUAGCAGAAGACCUAGAAUUUGGUCCCAGUGUGUAGAAUUAGCAAGACAAAAGUUUGAAAAAUACUUUAACCAUAAGGCUCUGCAGCUUCUUCACUGUUUUCCUCUUGACACAAGGCUGAAAGAUGGCAGUUUGUUUUGGCAGUCACCAAAAAGGCCACCUUCUCCAAUAAAAUUUGAUUUAAAUGAACCUUUGCACCUCAGUUUUCUUCAGAGUGCUGCAAAACUAUAUGCUACAGUAUAUUGUAUUCCAUUUUCAGAAAAGGACUUAUCAGUGAAUAGCCUCAUGGACAUUCUUUCAGAAGUUAAAAUUGAGGAAUUCAAGCCUUCCAACAAGGUUGUUCAAACAGACGAAACUGCAAGGAAACCCGACCAUGUUCCUGUCUCCAGUGAAGAUGAAAGGAAUGCUGUUUUCCAACUAGAAAAGGUUCUUUCCUCUAACAAAGCUACCAAAAGUGACCUUCAGAUGACAGUGCUUUCAUUUGAAAAAGAUGAUGACAGUAAUGGACACAUAGAUUUUAUCACAGCUGCUUCCAACCUUCGAGCCAAAAUGUAUAGCAUUGAACCAGCUGACCGUUUUAAAACUAAACGCAUAGCUGGUAAAAUUAUACCUGCUAUAGCAACAUCUACCGCUGCAGUUUCUGGCUUGGUUGCUUUGGAGAUGAUCAAGGUAGCUGGUGGCUAUCCCUUUGACGCUUACAAAAACUGUUUCCUUAAUUUAGCCAUUCCAAUAAUAGUGUUUACAGAGACAUCUGAAGUAAGAAAAACUGAAAUCAGAAAUGGAUUAUCAUUUACAAUUUGGGACAGAUGGACUGUACAUGGAAAAGAAGAUUUCACCCUCUCAGAUUUCAUAAAUGCUGUCAAAGAAAAGUAUGGAAUUGAGCCGACAAUGGUGGUGCAAGGAGUCAAAAUGCUUUAUGUCCCUGUAAUGCCAGGUCAUGCAAAAAGGCUAAAGUUAACAAUGCACAAACUUGUGAAACCUUCCACUGAGAAGAAAUAUGUGGAUCUUACUGUGUCAUUUGCCCCAGACGCUGAUGGAGAUGAAGAUUUGCCAGGCCCUCCAGUGAGAUACUACUUCAGUCAUGACACUCAUGAGUAACAUUGUUACGGAGAUACUCCAGGACUACUUUAUUUUGGAAAGUGUACUUAAUUCAGAAGCUCAGCUCAGAAUACUGUGGAUUUCUUUUUGCCUUAAUGUAAGGGAACCAUCAGUAGGGAACUUAAUUAGAGUGGAGAAUUACAAAACAUUUUGAAGCAUAGUACACAUUUGUUGCUUCCUGCGGUUAUGAUCACAGCACCUUUGAACUGGAAUACCAUUUUCUAAUGCUUACACGAUUGUUUAUUAAGCCCUGUGGAUGAACGAAGGAACAAGAAAUCAUUUAUCUAUGACCAGAAGAAAUAAAGAUGAAGAAAUUGAAAAUAGUGAAUUUGUACUAUUCAGAAAGCUAAAUCCUACUUCAGGGUUUUCUUUUUUAUUUGGUAUUUGAGACCCAUUAUUUUAGUAUAAAUAGUGUGGCACUGUGCUGCUUACAUGAUUAGACUUUGAAAAUUCCAUAGCUGAGAGGAAGAAGGGUGGCAGAUAGAUAGAUGAUGAGUAGAGAUUGGAAACUGUAGUUACAGUUAGUGUCCUGCUGCCUGUGCUAACAGUGUGAUAUAUUACUCCCUCCCCUAAUUCAGGAUUGUCCCUGAUCUGAUCAGUGUUGUAAACAGUGAGGUAAGAUGACAUGUUAACUUGGACUAAAUGUUAACAGUAUUACAUGCACUCUGAUAGAGAAUCCAUGAAUGUGAGCAGAUAAAUAUGGCUAAUCAUUUGAUUGUUAAUAUACCUUUAUUUUAUUUAUCCGGAAGUCUAACCUAGUCAUAGUAUUUAAGGCCAAAAAUGUUUUGUAAAGGGAAUAUUCUUAGAAAUAGAUAAAAGUUACAAAUUAAUAUGGUUGCCUUUUUUUUCCCCCUUUCCAGCAAUGUAAUGGAAAUUUAUAUAUAUAUAGUAUUUUUUUUUUUAAAGGAGGCAUGUCAUUGCACUCUUCAUUCCCAAAUUGGGAAUUGACUGAAAUAGAAAAAAAUAUAUAUAUUUUUUCAGAUUUUUCUUUACUGAAAGAAAUACUCCAUUUCCUGAUAUGAACAGUUGCUACUUAUGAUAUAAUUGGGUCCAUUAAAAUAUAUAAACAGUACUUGACUGUAAAAUCAGUGAAAACAGCAAGUGAGUCUUUUUUACAAGGGUUAUCAUGCAUUCUAAACAAGUGCUUACAGCCUCUGGAAGUUACUUGCCUGGAGCUCCUAUUAAGACCAUUACUAAAUACUUUGAUGAAUUAAAAUUUAGAUUGCAUCAGUAUUAACUCCAAUGGUAUCACUUUACACUCUAUACUUUCUUUCCAUUUACAAACAAUUUAUGAUCUCUGUGGUAACCAGCUUUCUAUUUCCUCCUUUUAUGAAGUGUCCAGUUGGGAAAUGGGGUGAGUUUGUGUAAUAAAAUGUUCUGUUCAUUCAGAAGUGGAGAAAAGUAGACAGGAUUUGUUUUAAAGAACUGGCUACCUUUAAAAUAAACUAUAGUUUUUAUUAUAUCCUACCCUUUCCCAUUGUUCAUAAAUUGAGUCCAUGAAUAUCAAAGGCUCUGUGGCUUAGAACUUGAUGAGAAAAAGAAGUCCUAUUUUCCAGUUUUCACUUUGUUUUCUCUUCUUUGGUAGUAAUGUAUUUUCUAGGUAAUCAUUCAGGAACCCUCAAACAUGAAGCGAUAGCUGCCUCUGUUUACUUACGUCUACACAUACCUUCGGAAGUAAACAAGAGCCAUGCUUUGUAGAGUGCUUUAGUAAAUAAAGUCAACCAGGGUUAGUUUGUUUCUAAUUAUAUCCACAACCAUUUUGUCAUUGGGUUUUGGUUUUGUUUUUCUGUAGGUAGUGAUUAUUACUGCCCUACUAAAUCAUACUGAGCUGGAAAGCCAUAGUGAAGUUAAUGACAAUUUUUUUGUUGUUGUUCAUUUUGUACUUUAAGAUUCUUGGUACUAAGCACUCGGGAGGCAGAGGCAGGCGGAUUUCUGAGUUCAAGGCCAGCCUGGUCUACGAAGUGAG
Mus pahari (shrew mouse) is the source of this 5163-nucleotide messenger RNA. It is a transcript of the gene Uba6, whose product is annotated as ubiquitin like modifier activating enzyme 6. The transcript has 33 exons. Gene Ontology annotation, cellular component: SUMO activating enzyme complex; cytoplasm. The record is from RefSeq and is a predicted model, not a curated record. Bases 36 to 3197 code for a protein of 1053 amino acids. Gene Ontology annotation, biological process: protein sumoylation. Gene Ontology annotation, molecular function: SUMO activating enzyme activity. NCBI's taxonomy places the organism in Eukaryota, Metazoa, Chordata, Mammalia, Rodentia, Muridae.